AUGUUCAAACAAGUAUGUCCAGAAUCUCUAAAUUGCGGAUAUUUAAACAAAUGCAUAAAUGGGAUGUGUAUACACGAUCCCAUAUUCCCAAUGUCCCUCUAUGCUACCCUAGUGUACAUCCUAUGCCCAGUAUUGUUGGGACUUGGAAUGACUGGAGGAUUAGGAGGAGGAGUAUUGAAAGGACCCAUUCUCUUAAUGAUGCUUGAUUAUGAAUAGAGUUAUGCAACUUAGUUAUCUUAUUGCUUAAUGUUUGGCGGGUGUGUCAUAAAUACAUUUCUAUUGAUGAAGAAAUCACAUCCCUAUGAUUAGAAAAGACCAUUAGUAAAUUACGAUCUAGUAGUCAUUUUAAAUUGCUCAAUAGCACUUGGAUCUUAUUUAGGCAGUAUCCUAAACGUAUUUUUGGCUCCCAUAAUUGAAACAAUGUUCUAAUAAAUAUUUUUGAUCAUCGUAAUUCCAUUUCUAUUGAAUAAAGCCAAAAAAGAGAAGCUGAGAAAGAUAAGAUGCCAAAGUGAACUUGACUUAGAAAAAUAUUUACUCAAUUAAAAAGAUUCGAUAUAUACUGAAGAACAACAAUUAUUAUUACAAAAUGAAUUCCAGAAUUUUUGCCCAUCUAAAAAGUUGGCCAUAGCCUUAUCCUUCUUUAUUGUUUCAUAAAUAAUUAUGACUGGUGGAAAAUAUCUAAAACCAUUUAUUCCACUAAAUAAAUGCUUUGAUUUUAGAUACAUGUUGUGGAUUAUGUUGUUUAUCGUUAAUAUUUUUAUGUCCAGGUUAGUCUAUACGUAUGGAUUAAAGAAAGAAAUGAUAUUUGAUGAUUAUAAAAUUUAUAUGUAAGAAAGAUAUUUUCAAAAGAAUAGAUUUAUAUUAAUAUAUGUAUCUGGGUUUUUUGCUGGAUUGAUUUCAGGCCUUCUAGCUUUAGGAGCAGGAUUAAUUAUGGUGCCUGUUUUAUUAGAAUUAGGACUACAUCCUAGAAUUGCAACUGCAACAUCAGCUUUUAAUUACUUUUUUAUCGGCUUGACUAAUAUUGUCAAAUUAAUAACUGAUAGUUAAAUUUCGAUAGCAGAAAUCGCUUGGUUUUUCGGAUUAGCACUUGUAUUUGGAACUAUAUGUUGUCAUUUCUCUUUGAAACUUAUUGAAAAAUUACAAUUAGUUCAUUUAGUGAUCUAUUUUACUAUUCUUUUGGCUAUUUUGAAUUUUAUUGCUGGAAUCUACUAUCCCAUUGUGUAAUCAUUAAGAUUUGGAUUUACAAGUCUUUUGUAAUUUGAAUUCCAUUGUUGA
Molecule: messenger RNA, 1275 nt
Organism: Paramecium tetraurelia
Lineage: Eukaryota; Ciliophora; Oligohymenophorea; Peniculida; Parameciidae
Exons: 4
Biological process (GO): protein ubiquitination
Cellular component (GO): Cul4A-RING E3 ubiquitin ligase complex; membrane
Source: RefSeq, a predicted model, not a curated record